CCGCCGCUUCUCCUCCGCCGCAGCCGCCGCCGUCGACCAGCGGAGACGCGCGGGCGCCUCUCCGGAGAGAUCCGUCCGCCGCUUCCUCCGAGGCAUUUCCCCUCGGCCCUCUUCGCUCGACACGAUGCUGGAGCUGAGGAGAUAAGUCAAGCAUGGACGCAAUGGAGGUCGAGGAGUGUCCUUUUCUGGCUAAUGAUGCAAAGUUACAUGCUGGAAUGUGCAGAGCAUUUCAUCCUGUGGUUUCUAAACUUUUAGCGAUUUUCCCGUUCAUCGAAGCAUCAAGACCCAGAAGCAAGUCUGGCAUACAGGCACUGUGUUCACUGCACGUCGCUCUGGAUAAAUCCAAAGGUCUUCUUCAACUUUGCGCAGAUUGCAGCAGGCUGUACUUGGCCAUCACUGCAGAAACUGUGCUUUUGAAGUUUGAGAAAUCAAGAACCCAACUUCAGGAUAGUCUUAGGCGUGUCGAAAGCAUAGUAACAGAAGAUAUUGGUCACAAGAUUGUAGAGAUUAUUGGCGAGCUGGAGGAAGUUGUAUUUACAUUGGAUCAGUCAGAGAAGGAAGCUGGUGAUGAGGUGAUCAAUUUGCUCCAGAGAAAUAGUAAAACGAACAGUUCCAAUGAUAGUGGGGAGCUUGAGGUCUUUCAUAUGGCUGCUCUGAAGCUGGGAAUUACAUCUUCUAGGGCAGCACUGACUGAGAGAAGAGCCCUCAAGAAGCUAAUUGAAAAGGCUCGUUCUGGCGAUGAUAAGCGGAAGGAGUUUGUUGUGUUAUACUUGUACAAUCUCAUGAGGAAAUACUCGAAAUUCUUCAGAAGUGAGACAGGUGAUGAUACCGAUUCUCAAGGAUCAACUCCAUGUUCACCUACGGUAUUAGGCAUGGAUGACAUGUAUGGCCCCUGCGGAAAUAGCCGAGCAUUCAGCAGACAGCUGUCGAGCAUUCAAUCAUUUAAUUCAAGGUUUGGAUCUUUCAAUUCGAGGCUUGGAUCAUUCAAUUGUAGACCUAGUGGUCCAAGGUCCGAAAACAUGUCGAUCCCUCCUGAGGAACUCAGGUGUCCCAUUUCCUUGCAGCUGAUGUAUGACCCAGUUAUUGUUUCAUCUGGCCAGACUUAUGAGCGUGUUUGCAUUGAGAAAUGGUUUAAUGAUGGUCACAGCACAUGUCCCAAGACUCAGCAGCAACUGGCCCACCUGUCUUUGACUCCAAAUUACUGCGUUAAGGCCAUGAUUUCUAGCUGGUGCGAGCAGAAUGAUUUUCCAGUUCCAGAUGGUCCACCAGGAACCUUUGAUGUAAAUUGGAGGCUUGCUUUAUCUGAUUCCCAGGCAACAGCCUGUGUGUCUGUCGAUAGUUUUGACACUAGCAACAUCAAGGGUGUGAAGGUGGUUCCUCUGGAGAAUGGGAGAAAAGAAGAGCCAGCAUACAGCGAAUCAGGAACAUUGGACGAUAGCUCUUGUGUUGAGUUUGAUAUGAACGAAGGGUACCGGAAUCUGCUGCUCACGCUUAAUGAUAGAAACAACAUGCUCAACCAGUGUAGAUUGGUUGAGCAGAUAAGGUAUCUUCUGAAGGAUGAUGAGGAAGCAAGGAUCCAGAUGGGCUCAAAUGGGUUUGCGGAGGCACUAGUUCAGUUCUUACGGUAUUCUGUGGAAGAUGGAAAUGAGAAGGCACAAGAAAUUGGUGCCAUGGCUCUAUUCAACCUUGCAGUCAAUAAUAACAGAAACAAGGGGCUUCUGCUAUCUGCUGGAGUAGUCGAUCUACUUGAGCAGAUGACAUCAAAUCCACGUCUAUCUGCUGCAGCCACGGCACUAUACCUCAACCUUUCCUGCCUCCCCGACGCAAAGAGUGUCAUUGGUUCCAGCCAAGCCGUGACAUUCCUAGUAGACCGUCUCUACAACCAUGACGCCUGCGACACAAAAGCCAGCUCCUGCAAGCAUGAUGCCCUCUACACACUGUACAAUCUCUCCACCCACCAAGCCAGCAUCCCAUCGCUCUUGUCCGCGGGCCUUGUGGACGCUCUCCACUGUCUCUUCACAGAGUCUUCGGUGUCGGAGGGCCUCGGAUGGACAGAGAAGGCCCUGGCGGUGCUCAUCAGCCUCGCAGCGAACCAGGCUGGAAGGAAAGAGAUCAUGUCCACCCCAGGGCUGGUGAGCACGCUGGCGAUGCUACUGGACACGGGCGAGCCGACGGAGCAGGAGCAGGCCGUGUCCUGCAUCCUCGCCAUAUGCUCGGCUGACGACAAGUGCAUCGCGCCGGUGCUCCAGGAAGGUGUGGUGCCUUCCCUGGUCUCCAUCUCGGCGACCGGCACGGGGAGGGGGAGGGAGAAGGCCCAGAAGCUGCUGAAGCUGUUCCGGGAGCAGCGGCAGCGGGACGCACCGCAGCAGCCGCAACAGCAGCAGUCCCUGACGGAGACCGGGAACGGUGGCGCCAUAGUAUGUCACCGGGAGUCCAAGCCGCUGUGCAAGUCGAAGUCGAAGAAGCUGGGGCGGACUCUGAGCUCUCUGUGGAAGAACAGGGGCUUCUCCCUGUACCAGUGCUAGCUAGCGGAGUUCUGGGCUAGAGUUGAUCAUCACUAGAAUCUGUAAAUCUCCUCUUUCUUGUUUUUUUUUUUUUUGGAGAAAUGCCUUUUUUUUUUUUUCCUUUGUUGCUGUGGUUGGUUCGGGUAAAGUUAAAACGGACUUUCUUCUUCCCCCCCUGCUCGGUGGGGUGAUGUAGGGCAUUUUCCCCUUUUGCCUUGUUCAAGACAUGUAACAUGUAUAUAGCCUCGUUACGAGAUGCUUUCCUCUCCUGUUUUUAAUCCA
This is a messenger RNA of Lolium rigidum, 2786 nucleotides long. Its product is annotated as U-box domain-containing protein 45. Gene Ontology annotation, molecular function: protein binding; ubiquitin-protein transferase activity. Bases 153 to 2525 code for a protein of 790 amino acids. The record is from RefSeq and is a predicted model, not a curated record. The transcript is spliced from 6 exons. Gene Ontology annotation, biological process: protein ubiquitination. Gene Ontology annotation, cellular component: cytoplasm; nucleus. Lineage: Eukaryota; Viridiplantae; Streptophyta; Magnoliopsida; Poales; Poaceae.